CCCAUGCUUGCUUGCAUUCCAUUUUGUCAAAGAAAAAAAAAAUGAGGAAAGCAAUUGGAUGGUGUUUAGUUUUCAUAUGUCUUUUAAUUCCUUUAUUAGUAGUUGCAGAUUGGAACAUAUUGAAGCUAUCACAUAAUGGAUUGAACAUUAGCUUGAAGAAUUAUUGUGAAAGUUGGAGAAUGAAUGUUGAGUUACACAAUAUUAGAGAAUUUGAAGUUGUGCCUGAAGAAUGCAUUGAAUAUAUUGGGAAAUAUAUGAAGUCCACACAAUAUAAAGUUGAUUCUGAAAGGGCAACUGAAGAAUGUUUGAUUUAUCUUAGCACAAGUUGCAAUUUGAAGAAUGAUGGUAAAGAUGCUUGGAUUUUUGACAUUGAUGAUACUCUUCUUUCAACUGUUCCUUACUACAAGAACAAUCAAUAUGGGGGAAAUAAAUUGAAUGUGACAUCUCUUGAGGAAUGGAUGAGAAAGGGUAAAGCAACUGCUCUUGAUCACUCAUUGAAGCUAUUCAAUGAACUUAAGUCAAGAGGUAUUCAAAUUAUUUUGAUCACUGCAAGGAGGGAACAUCUAAGAUCAGCCACAGUUGACAACCUUGUCAAUGUUGGUUAUUAUGGCUGGACUAAAAUUUUCUUUAGAGAUAUUGCUAAUGAAUUUGUAUCAGUGAAAAAGUACAAGUCUGAUGUAAGAAAAAAGUUAGUGAAUGGUGGCUAUCGCAUUUGGGGCAUUCUUGGUGACCAAUAUAGCAGUAUUGAGGGAAUUCCAAGUCCUAGAAUGACAUUCAAACUACCAAAUCCAAUGUACUAUGUUGCCUAAACUAAUGUGUAUACUUGUGUCAUAUGGAUGAAA
Molecule: messenger RNA, 842 nt
Organism: Trifolium pratense (red clover)
Lineage: Eukaryota; Viridiplantae; Streptophyta; Magnoliopsida; Fabales; Fabaceae
Product: acid phosphatase 1-like
Exons: 3
Coding region: 42-809 (255 amino acids)
Molecular function (GO): acid phosphatase activity
Source: RefSeq, a predicted model, not a curated record